UCGCGCCCCGCCCGUCCCGGCCGCUUGUCAGAGCCUUGUCACUACGUUAUCACUACUUGUCCGUGUUGUCAAUGUGUGUCGGUGCGCGUAGUAACCCCUGCAGCAUGCAGUGGGCCUGCAGUGCCGUGCAGUGCAAGCGUGCCGGCCGCAGUGUUUGCCGUUUGCCCGUGCCGGUGGUGCCGGCCCGUGCCUUCUCCAAACAAGAGCUUACCGCGGACUCGGACUCGGCCCCGCGGGUCAAGGAUGAUGGCGACUUCAGCCUUGGCGUCCUGCCUGGCCAACGGCCUCGGGGCGCUGUGCGACCCGACGGCCAGCCCGCCCUUCUCCAGCUGGGGCUUCAGCAGCGGGCUCAACUCCUCGGGAUCAUCAAUUUACGGCUCCUCGCCGUCGACGGGGUCCAGCAGGGAGCCGAGCAUCGGGUCGAUCGGCUCCAUCGACCUGCAGGAGAUGCUGCAGGCCCUGAACGGCGACUUGCUGGACGCCGACGUGGACGCCACCUGCCGAAACUGCGAGAGACUGCCCGUCGCGCGAUGCUCCGCGUGCAACACGGUGCUGUGCAAACCAUGCGCGGGUUGCCAUCACUCGGACCACGUGCUGAUUCGAGUGGAGGACGGGCUGCCCUUCAACAUGGCGGUGCCGCCGCCGUGCCUGCCCAAGCCGCCCAUGCACCUGUCCAUGGCAGUGACGAGGCCGCCGUCGGUACCUCCUUCGCUCACCACCAGGGCGCCGCCCCCCAGCUCCAGGCCGGCGGCCAGGCAGGCCCGCAGCCCACCGACCCGGAUGGCGGUGCUGCCCCGGGCCGCCGCCCUCUGCGAGGUGCACGCCGGGGAAGUCCUGGUUUCGUACUGCGAGACCUGCAGUGUGGGGACCUGCUCAGCGUGCGCGGCGUCCGCCAGCCACGUCGGCCACACCCUGGCUCAGCUGACCGUCGUCAAGGGCGUCACCGAGAAGUACCUCCGGGACGCGACGGCGGGGGCACAGGCCGCGCGGGAUCACCUGGAAAGGAACUCCGGUGUCGCGGCGGCCGUGGAGGCCAAGGCGAUGCAGGUGGCUUCGGACAUCCGCUGCUGCACCCGCCAGAUGGUGGCGGCCAUCGAGGCGCGGGAGCGGCAGCUGCUCGCCGACGUCCAGGAGAUCGCCAGCCUCAAGGCGAGGUCGCUGCAAGUGCAGGCGGACGUGCUGCGCUCCCUCCACGAGCGCUACGUGAGGCUGUCCGAGUCCCUGCGCGACACCCUCGCCCUCGGCCAGGGCGUCGACGUGGUGCACGCGCGGGACAAGGCGGCCGUGGAGCUGGCCCAGCUGCGUGCGGCCAAGGCCAACAACACCGGCCGGCCCUCGCAGCAGCCCUACGAGGACGAGACGAUCACCUUCACGCCGCCGGAGCCCAUCCUCAGCAAGGCGCUGACGUCCAUGGGCGCAGUCUCCAGCUCGGGCUACGCGCUGUCGAGCGUGGCCGCCGGCGAGGGGCUGACGCGUGCCGUGCGGGGCCGCCCUGCCGCCUUCACGGUGCACGUCAAGUCGCACCUGGAGGCCUCCGUGCCGGUGGUGCCCGGCGAGCUGGACGUGGUGCUGGUGGCGCCGGAGGGCGGUGCCAACGUGCGGGGCGACGUGGAGGACCGCGGCGACGGCACGGCCGUGGUGGUGUACCGGGCGCGCGCCGAGGGGCUGCACGCCCUGCACGUGUUGCUGCGCGGCCGCCACAUCGUGGGAAGCCCCUUCUCCGUGGCGGUGAGGCCGCCCCGGUCCUACGACGGCGUGCGCGCGGCCUCGGCCACCAUCGGCGGCGAGGGCAGCGAGGAGGGCCGCUUCCUGCGCCCCUGGGGCGUGUGCUGCGACCGCCAGGGCCGCAUCAUCGUGGCAGACCGGUCCAACAACCGCAUCCAGGUGUUCGGCGCGGACGGCAAGUUCGCCUUCGCCUUCGGGUCUCAGGGCACCGCGCCGGGGCAGUUCGACCGGCCCGCCGGGGUGGCCGUGGACCUCGGCGGCCGCAUCGUCGUGGCCGACAAGGACAAUCACCGGGUUCAGAUAUUUGAUCCUGAAGGGCGCUUCAUCAAGACUUUCGGCCAGUGUGGGGCCCAAAACGGGAACUUCAACUACCCCUGGGACGUGGAUGUGAAUGGCUCCGGAGAGAUCGUGGUGUCGGACACCCGAAACAAUCGCAUCCAGCUGUUCUCUCCGGAGGGCACAUUCCUCCGCAAGUACGGCUGGGAGACCACCACCUCAAUGUGGCGGCACUUUGACACCCCUCGCGGAGUGGCGUUUAACCGCGAUGGGUACGUCAUAUGUACCGACUUCAACAACCACCGGUUGGUGGUGGUGGAGCCCUCCUUCCGGCACGCCCGCUUCCUGGGGGGCGAGGGGUCGGGCCCGAAGCAGUUCCAGCGGCCCCAGGGCGUGGCGAUUGACGGCGACAACAACAUCAUCGUCGCCGACUCCCGGAACAACCGCGUGCAGGUGUUCGAGGGCAACGGCAUCUAUCGUUGCCAAAUCGGCCUGCCCGUGGAGAUGGACAGGCCCUCCGGCGUCUGCGUCACGCCGGAUGGCAAAAUAGCUGUUGUGGAUUUUGGUAAUAAUAGAGUGUUGUUACUUUAAUUUGAUGACCAUUUUUUUGAAUUUUUCAAAUUUUUCAAUAUUGACUAAAUUUUAAAUUUUAAGAACGUGAACUGUAUCUCAGUUUUAAUUUGCAUUUUGUGAACCAAAGUCGAUGAACCAUUUCCAAAUUUCCCUAUGUAAAUAGAUUGAAUUCUCUGCCACUUAUUGGACCAUUUGCCUUUGUUAAAACAUGACAACUCUUUUUGCUGCACGCUGUUUCUCUCAGCUUCUUAGGAAGUUGUUGAUUGAGCCUUAGGUAUGAGUAUGUGUGUGUGUAGCUUGUGAUGAACUUUUUUUUUCUGAGAUGUGAUGAUUUGAUAUCCUGUUUGGAUUGAAAAAUCCUAUUUGUACAUUGUAGAUUUUAAGACUGCUACGAGCAACCCUUUCCUGUUUUGAAAGGAUUGCUGUGUCACUUGUUUCUUUUCUGCAAAUGAUAAGAAUUUGAGAAAGGUUUUACUCUUAUCAAAUUUUGUGUCCUUUUCAGAGGCUGUCUGCUUUAUAAGACUGAGUUGGCAAAGAUAAAGUUUUGUUGCCUUUGAUCACCUCCAAUUUUCAUGAAGACUGAGUAAGACUGAUUGCUGUUCCAAUUUAAUGUAGUUGUUGUAUUUCAUUGUGUCUUAUCCAAGUCUUCUGUGGAGAUAGAACUUCAAUCAAUUUUCUGGAGACCUCGCCCUCUAAUUACCUAAUUUCUACCUCAGUAUUUUGUAAGUAAAGGUGUUCCAUUCAAACAUCAUUUGACUGAGACACAAUUUAUUAUUAUUAUUAUUUCAGAAAUGCCCUUCACGAGGGAUAAUGUCUUGUUAUUAAUUUCUGAUUUUUAUCAAUCAACUUAUGUGUGUCCUAUCCAAACUUAAAGUUAAAAUUAAGUAACAAAGAAGGGUAACUUCAACUUUCAGUGAUACAACUGGUCCACCUUAAUGUUAACUGUAAGUUAGGAAAUUUUAGUUCAUUUUAUUUAUUUGUUUCUCAAGUUUGACAAGACUAAUAGACUAUUGGCUCUUUGUGUUUUACUCUAUCACACAGUUAUCAAAAAAACAAUUUUUUUGUUUUAAACUUUGUAUUUUCUGUUUUGAUUAGGGUUGAGUAUUUUGUUGUCAACUUGGAGUAUUUUAUUGGAAACUUUUAGUUCCUUCAAGUAUGUUGAUUUUAUUGACAUUUUGAUCCAUUUUAGUAAGCAUUUGUGUGAACAUUGUUAUUAAGAUGUUAUAGCUGUGUAAUGACACAUUUUGUUUAUUUGUUUAGUUUUAAGUGGUCAUGCACUCAGUGCUAAUUUUAUGUAGACAUAUGAACCAGCUUGUAGUGCAUUUGGUAAAGUGUCAACCUUGUAUAAUUUGUUUCCGGUGUAUGCGUUUAACGUUUUAAAGCUUUAGAUUUUGACUGCUUGUGUUGGGGAGCGCUGCAAGUCGCUUUGUUGUUUACUUUGCUGUGACUUUAAUUUUCAAACAUGGUAAACUAAGUGCCAUUUGUUCUGAGUAUUGCGCAGUUAAGUUGCCUGCUCAUGUGUGUAAGUGAUAUGAAUGCAGUCAUGAAUCUAGUGUUUCCUCAUGCUGUUGUUUUGCCUGGUGACAAGGCUUAUCUUUUGUUAACUAGAAGGGUCAUAUGCAUUUGACAAUUUACAAAAGUACAAAGGCUAUUUUUAAUUCCUGUAGCUAACUCUUGGAGCAGUUACGUGUUACCUUUUUAAUUAACAAAAGAAUAAAAGAAAAAGUACAUUUUGA
This is a messenger RNA of Thrips palmi, 4310 nucleotides long. RefSeq names its product E3 ubiquitin-protein ligase TRIM71-like. Gene Ontology annotation, molecular function: zinc ion binding; protein binding; ubiquitin protein ligase activity. Bases 244 to 2592 code for a protein of 782 amino acids. The record is from RefSeq and is a predicted model, not a curated record. Gene Ontology annotation, biological process: protein polyubiquitination; proteasome-mediated ubiquitin-dependent protein catabolic process. The transcript has 4 exons. NCBI's taxonomy places the organism in Eukaryota, Metazoa, Arthropoda, Insecta, Thysanoptera, Thripidae.